Messenger RNA from Cajanus cajan (pigeon pea), 1092 nucleotides. The record is from RefSeq and is a predicted model, not a curated record. NCBI's taxonomy places the organism in Eukaryota, Viridiplantae, Streptophyta, Magnoliopsida, Fabales, Fabaceae.
AAAGAUACCAUGAGGCACACGGGCCUAGAGACUUAUGGGCCUAAGUAGGCCACGGGCCGCGAAUGGUUGCGUCGCCAAUUUCCACUCGUGGGUUCCGGUACUAACAAGCGAAACGAAGAAGGACGCGAAGGAGAAAGAGAGAGAUCAGUAUCAGCGAUGGCUAGAGGGAAAGUUCUGAGCGCGUACCGUGCCCUUUUGAAAGCGACUCGGAAAACAUUUUCCGGCGACACUAUGAUGCUGAAGGAGUCUGCGGUCGAAGUAAGGAAGAAGUUCGAGGAGAACAAGAACGUAAGCUCCGACGCCGAGAUCCAGAAGCUUCUCCUAGAAGCCGAAGAGGCCUCCCAUUUCAUCACCAACAUGAUCGUCCAGGCGCAGCUCAAUUCUGAUGCCGGCAGUUACGUGGUGAAGCCGGGUAAAGAGCAUGCUGGAGCAACACUUGAACUUCCUACUGAAGAAACUAUUCGGAAGUCAGGAUAAGGACAAAAGAUAAAGAGGCUGCCGGGAAUUUGCUUAGAAGAGAGGAUGCCGCCAACUCUGUUAAGAUUAGCAAAAUUGAUGGUUUUUCUGCCCAAAUUUUGGUGUAACUGAUAAUGCCCUGCUCAAUAUUACUUCGAAGAAUAAAUAUAAGUAGCAUUUGAUAUACACAAGUAAGAACGAUAGUUGUGAGACGAAAUAUAACAGGUAGACUAUGUUUUAUAUUUGGUGUAUUUUUGGAGAACAGAGAGGACAUGAAAAAUAGUACAAUCUAGCGUUACUAAAAGGGUGAAAUCAAGGAGAACAGAAUAAAACAGUGUUGCAUUCUGUUUUGUUCGCGUCUCUCAUGCCACAAGUCUUCACAUAUUCACUCAGACACAGUACUGUAAAGCAAUAAUAAAGUUCGCUCGCCCGAUGAAGACAUUGAGAUUUCUGUCAAAAUAGAUCGUGCAAAAUGGAGUUGUUAUAUAGGAUAGUAGGACAUAUAUUUUGGAAGAAUUCAAGUUGCAGAUUAUCGAUCGAAAACUGAAAAAGGCCUGGUUGCUAGUGCAAUCUAAGGUUAAGCUCUACUAACUCUUGGGUUGAGCUUUAUGCUUAUAAUAAUUAUACUUAGGCUUA